Messenger RNA from Guillardia theta CCMP2712, 1848 nucleotides. RefSeq lists its product as hypothetical. Gene Ontology annotation, biological process: signal transduction. Gene Ontology annotation, molecular function: protein binding; endopeptidase activity. The transcript is spliced from 5 exons. Bases 1 to 1848 code for a protein of 615 amino acids. Gene Ontology annotation, cellular component: outer membrane-bounded periplasmic space. NCBI's taxonomy places the organism in Eukaryota, Cryptophyceae, Pyrenomonadales, Geminigeraceae. The record is from RefSeq and is a predicted model, not a curated record.
AUGCUCAAGCGGCUGUUCAAGAGCUCACCAAAGACCCCUCCCUCGUCAGCUUCGCCCGAAACUUCCUUCGAGGUAGAGGAGAGUUCUGAAGCGGCAGCAGACCAGGCAGGGAUAGGAAUCGUGUUUCAGAUAGCGCCUGAUGGCGGCUUCUACAUCAAGAGCAUGGAGCUGGGCGGCUCAGCGGAUGAAUGCGGGUUGCUGGAGGAAGGGGAUUGCCUCAUUUCCGUGAACUCCAAGAAGGCGUUCGGGGUGCCUCCCGACAUCGUCACUCGCCUCAUCAUAGGGCCUGUCGGCACGCCGAUCUCUGUCAAGUUCCGCAGGAAUGUCGUGCUCGACAACGGGACCUGCGAGUUCCAGUACUUCUCUCCUGUCCUCACGCGAGGCAAGACGGCUGAGCUGCCGAAACCGGCGGGCGUCGGGAUUAUCUUUCGGGUGGGAUCGGACAAAGGGAUGUACGUCAAGUCUCUGGCGCCCGACGGGCCGGCAGCGCAGUCGAAGCAGGUGAUGGUGGACGACUGUCUCGUGUCGGUGGACGGGAAGGAAGUGUACGGGAAGCCCGUCACCGACGUCACUCCCCUCCUCACCGGGGCCUUUGGUUCUCAGGUGGAGCUGGGCCUUCGGGCACCCGGGGAGAAGCGGGUGAGAAUUGUGAGGCUGACGCGGGGAAAGAAGGCGACCUUUUUGGACGAGAGGACGAAGAGGAGGAGGAAGCAAGAGAGAUGCAUCAGCAUCAUGGUGCCCGAUGACGCCGAGCCUCUGGAUUUCCUAGAGGCGACAGACGACAAAGGGCAGCUCCUCAGGAUCCAGGUGCCGCUCGGAGCUGUUCCUGGAACGCUCCUCCGUGUUCCGAUCCCCAUCGACACGUCCCGAGCGUCCUCGGACGAAAAGCUGUUGGACUCGAUGCUGGACGAGUUGCAAGCGGUCAAGGGCGACCAGGAUGUGUUCAUGUGGAAGGGGCGACUGUUGCGGAGGCCGAAGAAGAAUGCAGAUGGCUCGAUCACCAUCAUUGAGGAUGAGACAGGUGAAGCUAUCUGGCAUGGCUUCUAUGGUAAGCAGCAGGAGGACCUGACGGCCGACCCUGCUGAAGAGGCCAGGGAGAAACUAACAGCAGAGAAGCGCAAAGAGGCAGAGAAGCUCGAAGCUGAGAAGCAGAAGGAAAGGAAGAGGAAGGAAGAGGAAGAAGCGAAAAUGAUUGAGCGACGAAGGGCAGAGGAGGAAGCGAGGAUCAAUGCGCAGAGGCGGGCAGAGGAAGCGAGAGCGGUUGAGAGGAAGCAAAAAGAGGAGGAGGAAGCAAAGAAACAGGCCGAACAGCUCCAGGUGUCGCUAAGACCUGCCCCGUCAGAAGCUGCAAAGCCUCAGGAGGUCGAGUCUCCUUUAUCUUCUCUGCUCAAUCUUAUUGUCCCGGUGAAGGAGCCAGCCAGCGCCAUGGAUGAUUCUCGCGCGAUGGUCCCAGUGGCUCCAGCAAGAGCAGCUCCGGUGUCGCCGUCCACUCCUCAGGAGCUUGCGAUGGUUCCUCACAACAUCCCAGACCUUCAGGUUUCAAGCUACCAUGCUUCGUCUCCUCCUCCUGCCUUUGCCGAGGCCAGUGGAAGCUCUCUAGCUCGCGUCGACUCGUCGCGGCUCACGGCGUUGCAAAGCGGCGUUGCGCCCGGCAUGCAGGUGCUGAGCAGCGCGCGUGUUGUCUCAGACAUGGCGAACCGAGUGGCGAAGAAUCUGGCGGGGAAGCUGCUGGACAUGCAAGUGCAGCCGAAGCUCGAGGGUCCAGAGGAGAAGUCAUCCAUCUCCUACGAAAACCUCAAGCCGGUCAAGCUGGUUAUCGACCGCUUCGAGAAAUUGCUGGCGCUAUGA